Molecule: messenger RNA, 1348 nt
Organism: Physella acuta
Lineage: Eukaryota; Metazoa; Mollusca; Gastropoda; Physidae
Product: serpin B6
Molecular function (GO): serine-type endopeptidase inhibitor activity
Source: RefSeq, a predicted model, not a curated record
AAUGAUUCUGUCAUUAAUAUCUAUCACACCAUUUCAUCCAAAAGGAAAAUCAUGGUUCAUCUGGCUGUAUUGGUUCUGGUCGUCAUUGGUCAGCUGGUCAGUGCUGACCAACAGCAGCAGCUGGCACUGUCUGCAGCCACAUCCGGGUUUUCACAGAGAUUGUACCAGAAGGUGGCGCUAGACAAGCCAAACGUCAUCUACUCACCUUACAGCAUCCACUCCGCCCUGACGAUGACGUCACUGGGUGCCAAGGGAGACACCGCCACGGAGAUGGCACAGACGCUGGGACUUACCUCCCUUGGCUCCUCAGCCCAUCUCGCCUACCAGGAGCUUAUCACUGACCUCAACGCCGUGAAAGAAGUUGCCCUUCACACCGGAAACGCCAUCUUUGUCAACCCUUACGACCCAAUCGUCCCCCAGUUCACAGAAGAUGUCACGAACGACUACUUUGCCAAGACGGAGAACUUUGACUUAUCUGCCCCUGCGGGUCCCGAAAAAGCCGUCAACGAUUACAUCGCUCAAGCUACGGAGAACAUGAUCCAGAAUGUUCUGCCCCAAGGAAGCAUUGAUGCCAGCACUGUGAUGGUACUUGUCAACACCAUUUUCUUUAACGGCACCUGGGCCUCCCAGUUCCCCAAAUACAAGACACAGAAGAAAGACUUCCAUCAAGUUGGUGGUGCCGUCAGCCAGGUGGACAUGAUGCAUGACGACAAAACCAUAAAAAUCAAGAGAGACAACUCCAACAAAGUUGACGUUGCUGAGCUGCCAUUCAAGGGAGGACGAUUUAGUUUGUACAUAGCCCUGCCACAACAGGUGGAUGGUAUCACUGACUUAGAAACCCUAUUGGCGACGCCAGGAAAAGUCGACGAACUUUUCACCGGUCUGAGCUACACCCGACUUCAGCUCAGCAUCCCGAAGUUUAAGAUCGAGACAACCCUGAGCUUAAACCAACCCCUGAAGGAUCUAGGCAUGGUCAAGGCUUUCAGUCCUAUGGGAGCUGACUUCACUGGUAUCAGUACUGGAGCACAAAUCUUCAUCAGCCAGGUCCUGCACAAGGCCAUGAUUGACGUCACAGAGACUGGAACCGUGGCCGCCGCCGCCACCGUCAUCGGCAUCGUAUCCCUCGCCAUCAUGUCUCCCCCUGCCGAGGUCUUCAACGCCGACCACGCCUUCGCCUACUUCCUGCGCGACAACCAGACCGGGCAGAUCCUCUUCCAAGGAAAAUUCUCCGGUUAAACUUUUUGUUUAGACUAAUGUUCUUUUUGUCUUGUCGAAUCGACAUUGGUGGAAAUAUUCUGAAAUAAAGGUAUACGGAAAAUGCGAUUAAAAGCUGUUGAAAAGUUAAUAA